Messenger RNA from Monoraphidium neglectum, 714 nucleotides. RefSeq lists its product as hypothetical. The record is from RefSeq and is a predicted model, not a curated record. NCBI's taxonomy places the organism in Eukaryota, Viridiplantae, Chlorophyta, Chlorophyceae, Sphaeropleales, Selenastraceae. The transcript is spliced from 4 exons. Bases 1 to 714 code for a protein of 237 amino acids. Gene Ontology annotation, cellular component: Golgi membrane.
AUGGGGAAGCCGAAUUUUGGGGUGGAGUGCCGGGUGCAGCUGCAGCAGCGGGCGCACGUCGUGAACAGCGAUUACAGGUACGACGUGGGCGUGCGCGAGGCGUGCGCGCGCGACGUGGACAGCAUGUGCGCCGACGCGAAGAAGAAGCUGCGGGGUCAGGCGCAGGUGCUGAAGUGCCUGGUGAAGAGCCUGGCCGACGCCAACGAUGGCUGCCAGUCCGAGCUGGGCCGUCUGGUGCGCCACGCCCUCUGGGACUACGCGUCGGCCGCGCCCCUCACCGCCGCCUGCGAUGCGGACGUCGACGCGCUCUGCCCCGCGAACACGGCCACGCGGCCCGGCGGCGUCUUCACCAUCGGCGCCGCCGGCCACUGCCUCAGCAAGGCCCUGGUCGAGGGCAAGCCCCUCGCGCCCGACUGCCGGGACCUCGUGAUCGCCGCCGCGCCGCGGGAGGCGCGCGCGUACCUGACCGCGCCCGACAAGGCGGGCGCAGUAGUGCAGCGCGUCGCGCAGCUGCAGCGGGCGGCGGGGCUUGAGGGGGUGCUGGUGGACCCCUAUAAGCGGGAGGGCAGCGCGGUCACGGUCACGGGCUGGGCGGCGCUGGCGUGCCUGGCGAGCAUGUUUGUGGUGGCCGCGGGCGCAGGGGUGCUCGCAUACCGGCGGGCGACGGGCGCCGACAAGCCGCACACGCAGUACGUGAAGAGCGGGGACGCGUGA